Molecule: messenger RNA, 604 nt
Organism: Hordeum vulgare subsp. vulgare (domesticated barley)
Lineage: Eukaryota; Viridiplantae; Streptophyta; Magnoliopsida; Poales; Poaceae
Product: 60S ribosomal protein L37a-1
Exons: 5
Coding region: 115-393 (92 amino acids)
Biological process (GO): translation
Cellular component (GO): ribosome
Molecular function (GO): structural constituent of ribosome
Source: RefSeq, a predicted model, not a curated record
CCCUAGCCUCCGGUAUAUAAGCUCUCUCUAGCGCCCCUUGCCCGAGCCCUCGCACGCGCGCCGCCAUCUCCCCGUCUACGCCGCAGCAGCCGCCUCCUGCUACUCGCCGCCGAGAUGACGAAGCGCACCAAGAAGGCUGGAAUCGUCGGGAAGUAUGGAACCAGGUAUGGUGCCAGUCUGCGUAAGCAGAUCAAGAAGAUGGAGGUGUCUCAGCACUCCAAGUACUUCUGUGAAUUCUGCGGGAAGUUUGCUGUGAAGAGGAAAGCUGUUGGAAUUUGGGGAUGCAAGGACUGUGGGAAGGUCAAGGCUGGUGGUGCCUAUACCAUGAACACGGCUAGUGCGGUCACCGUCAGGAGCACCAUCCGCCGUUUGAGGGAGCAGACCGAAGCUUGAUCGCACUACUACUGUUAUCUUGAGGAAUUCAGUAGUUCUGUAGUGGAAUUAAAGACUUCAAAUAUCUGUAUUUUGGCUAUUCAGCAACGGAUAUCUGUUAGUAAUUUUGUCUUCUGAUUUUAGGAUCUUUGAAACCUGGAGGCAUGUCCCUACAGUUGCCUGUUAUGCUUUAUGUCAUCCUGUUUCUAUUUGUGAUGCCAUUGUUACUUCC